AAUACUGAUCGCACAAAAAAUCAGAAGUUUUGUUAUUUAAAGUGCUAAAUUUAGGAAUUACAAUCAUAUGACUGUUCCGGAAGUUAAGGCAUUUCAAAAAUUUUUAAAUCAAUUUAAAUUGAGUUAUAUAUUUUUGUAUACUAGAAUAGAUGUAUUUUUUAUUUUGUAUAAAAAAAUAUUUGUUUUUAAAAAAACGAUUAAUUAAAAGAAUACUUUAAUUCUGUAAAAUUUAGCAUACGAAAUGCUAUAAGACAUAAGAUCAUUUUUUCUCAAUAUCUUUCAUUUAAAUUAAUGCGGAAUGAAUUUAUUAAGCUCGUUGUACUUAUUUUUAAUUCCCACUUCCUUUUCCUCAAAUAUAAUUAUUAAAAUUUGAUAGUGUUUUAAUUCUUUAGUAAAAGCGUGCAAAAACCUGCAUCGUAAGCAAAGAUAUAUUUAUGAAAUAAUGUAAUAUACUUGUUAAAACUUUACUUAAUUGUUUAAAAUUACAUAUAUUUCGCAACUGAUUUAGGCAUAAAUAAAAUUAAGUAAACAAGAAAGCAUAAGCCACUGAAAGAUGUUUCCUUUAAAUGCAUUUUAGAUGUCAUAUAUUUGUACUUAUUGGAAAGUUAAAAUUUCUAUAGUUUCUGUAGUUUUGGGUGCAUGAAAUUAUGAUAAUAAUCUAUAAUAUUUUAUAUAUUUACUAAUUAUACAGUGUCUGUAAAUCAUAUACGGUUAUAACUCUAUAAAGGUGUAUCUCAAAAAAGCUGAAGAAUUUAAAAAUUUUAUUCAUUGUUUUCAAGAAUUAAUUUAAUAUUUUUCAUGUUUCGUGUUAAGCAGUAUAUUAUUAGAAAUAAUUUAACAUUUUCCCGUUUUGUAAGAUUACAAUACGAUAAUUUUUUUAAUAAAAACAUGUCAGUCCAAGUUGAUGGUAUUAAACAAGAUGAGAAUAGUAUUGAACGAACUAAUAAAAGACAAAUGAUCGAUGAAAGUUAUGAAAUGAUAACGAAAGCUCCGAAAGUAGAACCAACUGAAGAUGUAGUACAAAGAAAAAACAACGCUAAAAGGAAAAACUUUGUGAUAAUGUUAGGUUACCUUGGCAGAAAUUAUUCUGGUAUGCAAAUUAAUCGUGGUAUGAAAACUAUUGAAGAAAGUUUAUUAUCUGCUUUGUUGAAAGCAAAUUUUAUUACGGAAGAACAAUUUGAAGAUGUAAGAGUAAUUAAAUUUCAAAGAGCUGCACGUACAGAUAAAGGUGUAUCAGCAGUUAGGCAAGUUGUUUCUCUACAAUUGCCUGAUCAUGUAAACAAAGAAGAUAUAAAUGAGUACCUUCCAAAGGAUAUCAGAGUAUUUGAUGUAAAGAGGGUAACAAAAACAUUUAAUAGUAAAAAUAAAUGCGAUGCUAGAACAUACAGAUAUGUUCUUCCUACAUUUGUUUUGGCUCCAGAAGAUCCAAAUUUUUUACAAAUUGACAAAGAGGUAGAAAUAGAUGAAGAACAACGACUUAAACAACUAUCUAUGAUAAAUGGAAAGCCAUAUCACGAAUUCCGAUUGACUCCAGAAAUGCUUGACAAGCUAAAUGAAGUUUUGAAAUUAUUAGAAGGCACACAUAAUUUUCAUAAUUUUACAUCAAAAACAAAACCAUUAGAUCCAAGAGCCAAGCGUUAUAUUAUAUACUUUCGUUGUGUUGAAACAUUUAUUGCAAAUAAUAUGGAAUUUGCAGUACUGGAAAUAAAAGGACAAAGUUUUAUGUUACAUCAAAUUAGAAAGAUGGUAUCUCUAGUUAUAGGGAUUUGUAGAAAUAUUGUGACAAAUGAUAUUAUCAAAGAUGUAUUUUCAUUAGAAAAAAUUGACAUCCCUAUUGCACCAGGUUUAGGACUAAGUUUACAUUUUGUACAUUAUGAAUAUUAUAAUGAAAGAUUUGGAAAAGAUGGAUUUCACAAAACAUUAGAAUGGCAAGAAUGUAAUGAAGAUGUUGACAAAUUUUAUAAAGAAUGCAUUUUAAAGGAUAUAAUAGAUGUGGAAAUAUCAGAAAAAGUAAUGAUACAUUGGUUGGCAUCUAUCCUAACACCAAAGAGAUUUGCAUUUAAAGAUUAUGUAGUACAGUGUGAAUAUAUAUCAUAAGAUCAUUGUAUUUUUUAUCAAAAGUAUAUUACAUAUAUUUGUCAAUAUAACUAUUUUUAACUA
Molecule: messenger RNA, 2160 nt
Organism: Bombus pyrosoma
Lineage: Eukaryota; Metazoa; Arthropoda; Insecta; Hymenoptera; Apidae
Gene: Pus1
Product: tRNA pseudouridine synthase A
Exons: 7
Coding region: 799-2097 (432 amino acids)
Biological process (GO): mRNA pseudouridine synthesis; tRNA pseudouridine synthesis
Cellular component (GO): nucleus
Molecular function (GO): pseudouridine synthase activity; RNA binding
Source: RefSeq, a predicted model, not a curated record